AUGCGUUACGUGGCCGCGUAUCUUUUAGCCGUGCUGGGCGGUAAGGCUUCCCCAGCUGCUGCUGACGUUGAGAAGAUCCUCAGCUCUGUGGGUAUUGAGGCAGACUCCGAGAAACUGAAGAAGGUCAUCUCGGAACUCAAUGGCAAGAGUGUAGAAGAGCUGAUCGCACAAGGUCGUGAGAAGUUGUCAUCCAUGCCCGUCGGUGGUGCAGCGCCCGUGGCCGCGGUCGCCGCUGCUGCAGCGCCGGCAGCUGAGGAGAAGAAGGAAGAGAAAGAGACCAAGAAGGAAGAAUCUGAGUCUGACGAUGAAGAUAUGGGCUUCGGUCUCUUCGACUAA
This is a messenger RNA of Parnassius mnemosyne (clouded apollo), 336 nucleotides long. The record is from the annotation of a GenBank genome assembly. NCBI's taxonomy places the organism in Eukaryota, Metazoa, Arthropoda, Insecta, Lepidoptera, Papilionidae.